GCCUGAGGCGCUAACAGGCCACACACUCUAGGUUUAUUUGACUUGUGUAAUUAAAACAAAGGUGUGCGACGUUGUUUGUUAGGCAUUCAGGGCCUGUCAGUUGAGAGAGCUGAAUCCCCGGUGUUUCCUGAACACACCCACCUGACAUAACAAGGGAGGUUCGCCUGGACGCUUAUUUGAAGCUAAGGCUAGCUAAAGUUCUCCUGUUUGGGCCUGACCUGCUGCAACAGAGGACCCAAACCUGACUAAGGUGGAUACUGUCUGGUGAGGAAUGGCGGAGGGAGGCUUUGACCCUUGUGAGUGCAUCUGCACCCAGGAGUACGCAAUGAGGCGCCUCAUCAAUUUGCUGAGGCAAUCUCAGUCCUACUGCACAGACACAGAGUGCCCUCAGGAACUGCCAGGUCCCAGUGGGUCAGUGGGCGGGGGAGGUGACCUGACCCUCCCCAUGGUUCUGAUGGGAUGGGCGGUGUUAGCUCUGGUCCUGUUUUUGCUGCGCCCAUCCAGUCUCAGGGGAACCCAUCAUUCUGGCAAGCCCAGUGGACCCCGCAAUAGUGAUGGAAGAGAGCCCCCAGCACCACCUAUCGACUAGCAGUGGAGCCAGACAAACAGCAAAUGUACACCUCCUCUGACUGGAGCUGCACAGUAGCUGCAACCAGGACAGCACCAUCUGUCUUUCUGUCAACCUUCCCUCACAUAUCUUUUUCUUUUUUCUUCGUCUGAUGCUGUCACAGACUUGUCUCUGAUUUCUUAUUACUAGAGUCCAACUGAUCAACGAGGCCAGCACAACUAUGAUAUUUAAAGGGGACCUAUUAUGCUCAUGUCCACCUCCAAAACUUAUUUUACUCAAUUAGUACUGCAUGAUUUAGAGUUUGAAAUUAUCCUUUUUUAGGUUAUACCUGUCCUGGUGCAGCUCCUUAGCUGGAGAGGUGUUAGCCCCUCCCUCUUUAAGUCAAUUUCAUUCUUAUUCGCUGCCAUGCGCAGAAUUUGAAAUGAAGGUGGGUGUAGCUUCUAUGCUUACAGUCAGAGCUGCAAGCCUGAUAUCAAUUAAGGAUUACUGCUCUCACUGACAUCACAAAGGAGGAAGAGUAGAAAAAACUGAGCAACUUUGACCGUAUUUAGUAUGAGCAUCCACCCAUGUAAAAGCAUAUAUGUGACACACAUGGGGAAAAUAUGUCCUCUUAAAAACAGUUGCAUUUCUCAGUUUAAAGGUUAAUCUGUUUUGCGUACUUAAACUCACUAUAAACUAAAAAAACAAGGUACGGGCUGAAAACUGAGAUUUUACAGUCAAACGCAAAAGAUUUUAUCCAGAGGAAUGUGAUAAUAGCUGAACACAAUCACAUAAAAAAUAUAAAACUUGGUAUGACACAUGGCUUUUCAUAGCAGAAGUACACACUCAACUACCAAACAGCUGUGGCUUAAAAAUGUAUAUCGGUUGGAUUUGCUUAAAUGAGCAAUCACAGGCAUCAGAGCUGGUCCCUGAUCCCAGCUGUGAUGCCUGCGGAUCUGCAGAGACUCAGAUGCAAAUCUAUGAUGAAGGAAUGUGUCACAUAAUCGGGGAAGAAGGGAGGGGGCAGUAGUAAAGAGUUCCUGUUGGGUCGUUAAAUUGUUUUUCCGGUGCUUGAAAUAAUAAAGGGUGGAGGGUCCUUCAGUCUCUCUCAAACAUUCCACACUUCUUACAUUAUGAAGAUAAAACUCUAUACGGUGCCAGUAACCAUGACAUUUUGCAUCAUGUUUUAGUUUCAUAUUUACCCUGCAGAAUUUAUUUGAUAAGGUUAUAGUCUCAUUACAGUAACACAACAUAGGAUUCUUAAUGCAGUGAGCAAGUCUAGUGUGUUUACAUUCAGGCCUCGGUGAGAUACUCAUCUGACUGAAGCAGGUAGUCAGCUCUGCUAUAUUGACUGUAAGGCUGUCCCUUUAAAUAAGGUGGUGCAGCAGCACGUUUGAAGGAAAAAAUUGAAGUUGAUCUGUAAAAUGUGAGCAAAAUAUUUGAUGCACACACCAGAGAAAACAAUUAUUCACCUCCAGUAAUACAGAGAUGCUUAGCCUCAUUUGACAAAAUGAAAUGAUCUGCAGUCAUAUCAUCAUCAUCAUCAUCAUAUGUUAGGAUGAUUGUGUGUAUUAUUGUGCUUUAAAAGAAAGUCGUACUAGUAGCCAAAAUAAUACAUUAUUAGCACUUUUUUGAUUCCUUUUGAAGGUCUCAUGUACAGAUUAAGCUUUCUAAAAGAUGAACGCAAUCCAAAGUUUCUCCUUCACAACUUCUGUACCACGGUUGGUCAGUGGAAAUUAAUGAAACGUGCCAAUGUGAGUUUUUAGUUUCGAAUUAUUUGUGUUGAAAUGGCAAUACUGAGGGGUCCUUUUAUUAUCUUCACUUUAUUUGGGAAUGAUUUCUCAUUUUCCACAUUUUAAUUGGGAACAUUACCAAUACUGGAGCCUUACCAUAAAUAAAUAUAUAGCUCCCUCCUGUUGUUUUGACCCACACAAAGCAACAGAACCAUUGAACCCACAUAUUUUCAGAACCAUCAGCUGAGUGAGUCUGUCUGUAUUUUGUGAACAUCUGUAUAGUGUGUGGUUAUUAAAGUGUAUAUGAGCCUUGGGAUAUAUCCCAGGGUGUCUGUGAUACCAGAAAUUACAUGCAUUAAUCCUAAAAUGGAAGAGUAUUUGUUGAAUGCAUGGAGGGAGUUUUAAACACUCGUCUGAAUCUGGCUGCUCUUCAUUAUCAGCGAAAGUCUUCUGAAUUAUGUUGUACUAUGGCUUUCUAGGGUUGUUCUGCGAGGUCACGGAGAAGAGCUGAAAGAUUGAAAAUGCUGGGUCAAUUGUAUGUUAUCAAUGGGGAAGCCAUGAGAUUAUUGAGAUGAUUGGUGGCAUCACAGGAGACCUCGAUUUACACUGUUACUGUUUAAGAGUAAAAGGGCUUCAACUAUGCACUUUUCCUACAACAAAACAGAAAAUAAAAAGACUUAAGUCUGA
Molecule: messenger RNA, 2967 nt
Organism: Pelmatolapia mariae (spotted tilapia)
Lineage: Eukaryota; Metazoa; Chordata; Actinopteri; Cichliformes; Cichlidae
Gene: smim14
Product: small integral membrane protein 14
Exons: 5
Coding region: 272-589 (105 amino acids)
Cellular component (GO): endoplasmic reticulum
Source: RefSeq, a predicted model, not a curated record